GCCACUUCCCUAGUUACAGACACCGUCCGGCAGCAGGAAACCCUCCUGCCUGCUGAGCCGGGUUUCUGCUUUCACCCCACUUCAGCAGUUCUCUGAAAAUCCUUCUCUCUUGUUCAUGCCUCUGUCCUUCCCACACUCCAUGCGGGCUGGUACGUGCAUGUGCAGACUCGCGUUUGAAUCCAGGAAAGGCAGGUACACUCUGAAGGCUUACCGCAGGCAUGGCCAGCAGCGCAGCAGAUGGCGCCAACCACCUGCCCUUCUUUUAUGGCAACAUCACCCGUGAGGAGGCAGAGGAUUACUUGGUGCAGGGGGGCAUGACGGAUGGGCUCUACCUGCUGCGCCAGAGCCGCAAUUACCUGGGUGGCUUUGCACUGUCCGUGGCACAUGGGCGCAAGGCGCACCACUACACCAUCGAGCGUGAGCUGAAUGGCACCUACGCCAUCGCGGGUGGCCGCACCCACAGCAGCCCCGCCGACCUCUGCCAUUACCACUCGCUGGAGCCCGAUGGCCUGAUCUGUCUGCUCACCAAGCCCUGCAACCGACCUCCAGGUGUGCAGCCCAAGACUGGGCCCUUUGAGGACCUGAAGGAAAACCUCAUCAGGGAGUAUGUGAAGCAAACGUGGAACCUGCAGGGCCAGGCUUUGGAGCAGGCCAUCAUCAGUCAGAAGCCACAGCUGGAAAAGCUGAUUGCCACCACAGCCCACGAGAAAAUGCCCUGGUUCCACGGAAAUAUCUCUCGGGGCGAGUCUGAGCAGAUUGUCCUCAUAGGAUCAAAGACGGAUGGCAAGUUCCUGAUCAGGGCCAGAGACAACAAUGGCUCCUAUGCCCUUUGCCUGUUGCAUGAAGGUAAGGUGCUGCACUAUCGCAUCGACAAAGACAAGACGGGGAAGCUGUCCAUCCCUGAGGGAAAGAAGUUCGACACACUUUGGCAGCUGGUGGAGCAUUACUCGUACAAGCCGGAUGGUUUGUUAAGAGUUCUUACAGUUCCAUGUCAAAAAAUUGGCACACAGGCCGCUCAUCCACAAAGUUCCAGUAUUGCGACUUGGUCAGCGGGUGGAAUAAUCUCCAGACUCAAAUCAUACUCCUUCCCAAAGCCUGGCCACAGAAAGACUCACCCAUCCCCAGGGAGCCGGCCAGAGAGUACGGUGUCUUUCAAUCCCUAUGAGCCAGAACGAGGAGGGCCCUGGGCUCCGGAGAGAGGCACCCAGAGAGAGCCCCUGCCUAUGGACACUGAAGUGUAUGAGAGCCCCUAUGCAGACCCAGAAGAGAUCAGGCCCAAAGAGGUCUACCUGGACCGAAACCUGCUGACCCUGGAGGAAAAUGAACUGGGCUCUGGGAACUUUGGGACCGUGAAGAAGGGCCACUACCAAAUGAAGAAAGGCGUGAAAACAGUGGCUGUAAAAAUACUGAAGAAUGAGGCCAAUGACCCAGCUCUGAAGGCCGAGUUACUAGCAGAGGCGAACGUCAUGCAGCAGCUAGACAAUCCCUAUAUUGUGCGCAUGAUCGGGAUUUGUGAAGCCGAGUCCUGGAUGCUGGUUAUGGAGAUGGCCGAGCUUGGCUCGCUCAACAAGUAUUUACAGCAGAACAGGCAUGUCAAGGAUAAGAACAUCAUAGAGCUGGUUCAUCAGGUUUCCAUGGGAAUGAAAUAUCUGGAGGAGUGCAAUUUUGUGCACAGAGAUCUGGCUGCAAGGAACGUAUUGCUGGUCACACAACAUUAUGCCAAGAUCAGUGAUUUUGGGCUUUCCAAAGCUCUUGGUGCUGAUGAAAACUACUACAAGGCCCAGACCCACGGGAAGUGGCCGGUGAAGUGGUAUGCCCCGGAGUGCAUCAACUACUACCGCUUCUCCAGCAAGAGCGACGUCUGGAGCUUUGGUGUGCUGAUGUGGGAAGCCUUCUCCUAUGGCCAGAAGCCCUAUCGAGGGAUGAAAGGAAGUGAAGUUACUGCCAUGCUGGAGAAGGGGGAGCGGAUGGGCUGCCCUUCUGGGUGUCCACGAGAGAUGUAUGAGCUGAUGAACCUGUGCUGGACAUACGAGGUGGAGAAGCGGCCUGGCUUUGCGGCAGUGGAACUUCGCCUGCGCAACUACUACUAUGAUGUGGUUAACUAGCUGCUCCUGGCCUGUCUGCAGCUGCCUUGGGUCAGAUGCACUCCGAUGCACAGAUUUUCAGGGUUUCGUUCUUCCUCCGCCCGAGGCAAAGGCCAGCCCUGCUUGGAUCCCCGGACCACGCUGGUGCCUCAGUGAAAGCUGCCCGCCUCGGCCUCCCAGAACCAGCCCAGCCUGGCACAUGGGAGUGGGACUGAGACCUGGGGUUCCCUGGUUGUCGUGUCUGUACAGUAUUCCUAACAGAUUAUUUUUAGGAUCAGUCUCCAAUAGUUCUGCUGACCCGCGCCCGGGGCUAGGUGGUUCGGAGCGUUCCAGACUCCACCUUUCAGCAUCCAUGGCAGGACCUGGGGUUGGCAGGGGCAGAUCAGGGUCCCUGGCCAGAGAGAGGCUGCUGGGUGGGGGAAGUGCCGCCAGCUUAGAUCAAGCUUGAACAGUGCAGUUUCUAACUAAACAAGCUGCCAGUUAAUGAAACAGGAAUGAUAGGGAGCCUGGAUAGUGUGCAUGCUCUGCAGCAGGAGCCCAGAAACAUCGGGUGCAUUGAGCCCUGCUUGUGUGUGGCCUAGCGUGGUGGCAUCCCGGAAUCUGCCUCCUGCCGACCGCCUUGAGGACUGCCCUCAUGUACCCUGUGCCCUUGCAGGGACCAGUGACCCAGGUCCCGCACCACCGCUGGGGAGGCCAGCUGCCCCUCCUGUGUGACCAGUGCUCUCACUUUACUGGCAAUCCCCAAUGCAGGCCACUUCCUCUAUCUUCUGUUACUAUCACUGACACCUGAGCCUGGGUAAUUUAUAAAGAAAAACUCUCACACACUUCUGAAUGCUGGGGAGUUCGCAUCAAGAUCUGGCGCCUCGGGCAGUCCUCCCAUGUCAUAACAUGGCCAGGUCAUCACAGGGGCACAGUGAGUGUGCCAGCUCCCCUCUUCCUAGCCAUCUGGAGGGGGCUUCCAAAGAGCGCACCCGUUCAGGGCGAGACUACACUGGCCCUUGCCACACAUCGGCCUUGCCAAGUGUGACUUGUGCAAGACCUGGAAGUUCUCUUCUGGUCUCUGACUGUUAGCUAAUCCUUGACUUAGUGUUUCUUUAUGCAAAACGUUGCCCCUUAAUAGGAGUUUUGUUGGGGCUCUGGAAAGUUAAAAAGUGAAUCAGCCAUCAUUCUUCUCUUGGUAGACUCAUCAAGCUUGGGCGCAUCCCAUCUUCACACCUGCGGCACUUUAGCUUGCAUAAGACCCCUAACAUCGAGACAAGACAGGAGAAAGGGGGUAGUCAGGACCUUUGCUGAGCCAGAAGAUGUGAGUCAUUCAUAGAACUUGGGUCAAGGGAGUUUUAUUAACCAUUCACACUUUUGAAUUGCACUGGUGGUUUAACUGUUCUGUUAAAGAGCGGGUCCCUGUGUGUUGAGCUCACUGAGCAGAUCCUAGAAACACCUUUAACGUCCUGCAGUAACCAAGAUUAGUGGCAAAAUCUCAGCUGUGAAGCUGUCCUGAGAGGAAGGGUUGGCUGUGCUGCCUGGGGAAAGUGGCACACAGGUCCUGAGGAGGACCCAAGGCCCAGCUGGCAGGCCUGCCCCUGGAGCAUGCUUGCACUAGAGCCCAUGGACCCCAGGAACAGGGGCGGGGUGUGGAGUGGUGGAGCCCUGCACGUCUUCUUUCCAGUGUGAUUUUCCAGCCUCUUCGGCAGCAGCCUUCCUCAGAGUCCAGAACACUGCUGGGGCCUCACCUCCUUUGAGAAAGCUAUCCAGCUGGGCCUUGGGCCCUUCUGUCCUCUUCCCCAGGAUAGGCAGGCUCCGGGGUGCAGAAGUCCCAAGGUAGCCAGCGUGAGGGGCCUCCCUGGGGACCCACUCUCCUAUCCCUGGGGUUGCACUGAGGGAAGGCAGCCCCACUGAGAACGCUCAGACUGUGAGAAGGACCGAGUCCCCCUACAGUGUUUGUCCUGGGCGGGGUUUCCACACAGCUCCAGGAUGUGCUCACCUCUGUCUGCCUGGCUCUGCUUUGUCUGAGUGCCUCCCCUGGCUCCUCAGGAGCAGGGUGUGGGGGACUGUCCAGCUGCCUGCAGUGUCCCGCUGUCUGCAGAUGCCAAGACACCUCCUCCCACGCAGUACCGAAUGUGUCUGUGGCAAAACGGCAUCCGUGCAUGGUUAGAAUCGUGGUGCGUUGGCAUCUGAGCAUGCCUUGCCCCACUCACCAGUGCCCAGCCCCGCUUUGGUCUGCUGGACAGCGACUUCACACGAAUGUCACCAUGGCUCCCUGAUGUGUCCUCUGGGACUCCCCCUUGCAGGGGUAGUCACCAAGUUGUCCCUCUUCCCUGCCACCAUUAGCAAUGCAGCAUGUUUUGCAUUUAUUUCAGAGCUAUAUUUUGUCACUGGAGAUUUUUUCAGACUGAUUUUUAAUAAAAACUUUAAACUAC
Messenger RNA from Chinchilla lanigera (long-tailed chinchilla), 4501 nucleotides. RefSeq names its product spleen tyrosine kinase (gene Syk). Gene Ontology annotation, biological process: positive regulation of mast cell degranulation; adaptive immune response; positive regulation of cell adhesion mediated by integrin. NCBI's taxonomy places the organism in Eukaryota, Metazoa, Chordata, Mammalia, Rodentia, Chinchillidae. Gene Ontology annotation, molecular function: non-membrane spanning protein tyrosine kinase activity; ATP binding; signaling receptor binding. The record is from RefSeq and is a predicted model, not a curated record. The transcript has 14 exons. Gene Ontology annotation, cellular component: extrinsic component of cytoplasmic side of plasma membrane; cytoplasm. Bases 219 to 2105 code for a protein of 628 amino acids.